Molecule: messenger RNA, 5904 nt
Organism: Triplophysa dalaica
Lineage: Eukaryota; Metazoa; Chordata; Actinopteri; Cypriniformes; Nemacheilidae
Product: WD repeat-containing protein 7
Cellular component (GO): cytoplasm
Molecular function (GO): protein binding
Source: RefSeq, a predicted model, not a curated record
AUGAAGUUGAUUCAUUUGGUGAAGAUUAAACGUGUGUUUCGCAGGUUCAGGUUUUCUCAGAAGAGACGUAAACAUUUCAGUAUCACAGAGAACAUGUCAGGAAACAGUCUGGUGUUACCCAUAGUUCUGUGGGGCCGAAAUGCUCCCACUCACUGUAUCUCCAGUCUGCUGGUGAUGGACGAUCUGAGCACCAUCAUCACCGGCUGCCAUGACGGACAGAUCUGCAUCUGGGACAUGACCCCGGAGCUGGAGAUUAAUCCACGCGCUCUCCUGUUCGGACACACGGCGUCCGUCACCUGCCUCUCUAAAGCCAGCGCCAGCAGUGAUAAACAAUACCUCGUCAGCACCUCCGAGAACGGGGAAAUGUGUUUAUGGGAUGUCAGCGACGGCCGUUGUAUCGAGUUCACAAAGUUGGCCUGUGCUCACACCGGUAUACAGUUUUAUCAGUUCACCAUCGGAACACAGAGAGAGGGCCGUCUCCUGUGCCAUGGCCAUUACCCAGAAAUCCUAGUCGUGGAUGCCACCAGCCUGGAGGUUCUGUACUCGCUCGUGUCCAAGAUUUCCCCAGACUGGAUCAGUUCAAUGAGCGUCAUUCACUCGCACCGCACGCAGGAGGACACAGUGGUUGCCGUAUCUGUCACUGGGAUUCUGAAGGUGUGGAUCAUCACAGCAGAAGUCAGCCGGAUGCAGGAUCUGGAUCCAGUGUGAGAAGAGUCAAAGCCCAUCUACUGUCAGGGCUGUCAGAGUAUCUCAUUCUGCACAUUCACACAACUCUCACUGCUGGUGGUGUGCUCCAAAUACUGGAGAGUGUUUGACUCUGGCGAUUUCUCUCUGCUGUGUUCUGUUCCAAGUGAGAGCGGUCAGUCGUGGUCUGGAGGCGAGUUCAUCGCUGCAGAUAAAGUCAUCAUAUGGACUGAAGAUGGCUGCAGCCACAUUUACAAACUACCACCCAGUUGUCUCCCGGCGAGUGAACAUUGCAGUAGUGUUGGGAAAACCACAGAAGGCUCCAUUCCACCGCUGGUGUACAGUAUAGCGGACAGCAUUGACAAACAGCUCCUGAUCUGUCCACCGGUCACCCGAUUCUUUUAUGGCCGGAGGGAACCCUUCCACAAGCUACUGAUUCAAGGAGAUUCUGCCGGGAGACUGACGUUGUGGAGCAUUCCGGAAACAUCUCCCUUACCGCCGCUCUCAUCCACUGAAGAGCUGCAGGUGUCGGCCAGCAUCAGUCUCCAGGAGGCCUUUGAUAAGCUGACUCCAUCUCCGGCCGGCAUCAUUGACCAGUUGAGCGUUCUGCCCAGCUCCAAUGAUCCCAUCAAGGUGACGGCCAGCGUGUACAUCCCCUCUCAGGGUCGGCUGGUGUGCGGCCGUGAGGACGGAAGCAUAAUACUUGUUCCUGCCACUCAGACGGCCAUCGUUCAGCUCCUGCAGGGAGAACACAUGCUGCGCAGAGGAUGGCCUCCUCAUCGAACCCUCAGAGGUCACAGACACAAGGUCACGUGUUUGCUGUACCCACAUCAGGUGUCUCCACGCUACGAUCAGCGCUCGCUGGUGUCCGGAGGUGUGGACUUCUCUGUCAUCAUCUGGGACAUUUUCACAGGCGAGAUGAAGCACAUCUUCUGCGUUCACGGGGGAGAAAUCACACAGCUGAUCGUGCCUCCUGAAAACUGCAGCACGCGUGUGCAGCACUGCGUGUGUUCCGUGGCCAGCGAUCACUCCGUCGGUCUGCUCAGUCUGAGAGAGAGAAAGUGCAUCAUGUUGGCCUCCAGACAUCUCUUCCCCAUCCAGGUGAUCAAAUGGAGGCCGUGUGACGAUUACCUGGUGGUGGGAUGUUCCGAUGGAUCCGUGUACGUGUGGCAGAUGGACACAGGGGCUCUGGACCGUUGUGUGAUGGGUAUCACAGCGGUGGAGAUUCUGAACGCAUGCGAUGAGGCCGUACCCGCAGCGCUGGACUCUCUCAAUCACCCCGCGGUCAAUCUGAAACAGGCCAUGACCCGCCGCAGUCUCGCUGCGCUCAAGAACAUGGCACAACACAAGCUGCAGACGCUCGCCACAAACCUGCUCGCUGCAGACAACGCUGACAAGGGUAACAUGCCCAAAUACUCUCAUAACUCUCUGGUCGUUCAGUCCAUGAAGACGAACAUCACAGAUCCAGACAUGCACGUGCUGUUCUUCGACGUGGAAGCCGUUAUCAUUCAGCUGUUGACCGAAGAAGCCCAGCGGCCGAACCCCACGCUCGUAUCGCCCGAGACGUUGCAGAAGACGCCCGGCGGGGCCGAUAAGGGCGGAUCCUUCCUGGCCAACAAGAUUUUCAAACAGGUGAAGGAGACCAUCAAAGAGAACAUCAAAGAGCACCUUCUGGAUGAGGAUGAGGAUGAAGAAGAAGAGCAGCGUCGCCGCGAGGAGAAGUCCAAGUCCUUGAGUUUAUUAGAGUAUAAUCUCACCAUGGACACGGCCAAACUCUUCAUGUCCUGCCUGCACGCAUGGGGUCUGAACGGAGAACUGGAUGAGGUGUGUUUGAACCGCCUGGGCAUGCUCAGACCGCACACACCCAUCUCCUUCGGCCUGAUCUCCCGCGGUGGUCACAUGUCCCUCAUGCUGCCCACCUUUAAAGAUUCUCUGCUGAGGCGACUGGCGCAGGGAUGUGCGGACGGACACAAACUGUCCGUCACCGAGGUCGUAGGUAAGGGCACGUACGGCGUGUCCAGGGCGGUGACCACGCAGCACCUGCUGUCCGUCAUCUCGUUGGCCAACACGCUGAUGGGCAUGACCAACGCCACCUUCAUCGGGGAGCACAUGAAGAAAGCACCGACCAGGCCCCCAAGACCAGGAACCCCAGAGACUCAGAGAAAGAGCAGCGUACAGACCUCCAGCCCGGCCAUGCAGAGCCAGAUCAAACAAGCUGCCGUCGCUGUCUCAUCUUCUGCUUCAGGAUUGUCUCACUCGCCCUCAGUCAAUGAAGGUUGGAGUCAGUUGGCUGCCAUGCAUUGUGUGAUGUUACCUGAUCUUCUGGGUUUGGAAAAAUUCAAGCCUCCUCUGCUGGAGAUGUUGGCACGCAGAUGGCAGGAUCGCUGCCUAGAGGUUCGAGAGGCGGCCCAGGCUCUUCUGUUGGCAGAACUGCGUCGGAUUGGUCAGUUGGGCAGGAAGGACACCAUUGACUUGUGGGCGCCGUACCUCCCGCAGUACGUGGAUGCUGUAAGCCCUGCUGGAACGGCCACGGACACGACCCAGCCGGUCCCGCCCCCUCCUGAAGCUCCGCCCACUGAGCCCAAAGUUCCAGAGGAAGAGAUGGAUGUGACGGACGAUGACAUCACAGCAGGAAGUUUGUCUAACCUUCCACCCAACACUAAGAAGAUCUGUAACUCAUAUGAGGAGAGGAGGAAACAGGCGACGGCCAUCGUCCUGCUGGGAGUGAUCGGGGCCGAGUUUGGUGCAGAGAUCGAACCUCCUAAACUACCGUCGCGCGCUCGAACCAGCACGCAAGCCCCUGAGGGUUUCGGUCUGACCACCGGCGGCUCAAACUACUCACUGGCCCGUCACACCUGUAAAGCAUUGACGUUUCUCCUCCUGCAGCCGCCCAGUCCCAAACUGCCCCCCCACAGCACCAUCCGCCGCACAGCGAUCGAUCUGAUUGGUCGAGGGUUUACGGUGUGGGAGCCGUAUAUGGAUGUGUCGGCCGUUCUCAUGGGUCUGCUGGAGCUCUGCGCCGAUGCUGAGAAACAACUGUCCAACAUCUCAAUGGGUUUACCUCUGAGCCCGGGCGCUGAUUCCGCCCGAUCGGCCCGUCACGCCCUCUCCCUGAUCGCCACCGCCCGACCCCCUGCCUUCAUCACUACUAUAGCAAGAGAGGUUCACAGACACACAGCGAUGCAGUCUCAGGGUUCACAGUCGCAGCAGAACGUCAACACUACGACACUCGCACGUGCCAAAAAUGAAAUCCUGCGAGUCAUCGAGAUUCUCAUCGAGAAAAUGCCGUCUGACGUGGUGGACCUGCUGGUGGAGGUGAUGGAUAUCAUCAUGUACUGUAUUGAAGGGUCUCUUCUAAAGAAGAAAGGACUGUCUGAGUGUUUUCCAGCCGUUAUCAGGUUUUAUAUGGUGGCGUAUUGUGACCGCAGUUAUCGUAUCGCCGUCGGAGCGCGUCAGGGAUCCGUGGCUCUUUAUGACGUGCGCACUGGAAAGUGUCAGCAUAUUCACGGACACAAAGGGCCGAUCACCGCCGUUUCCUUCGCUCCUGACGGACGGUACCUGGCCACCUACUCCAACGCUGACAGUCACAUCUCCUUCUGGCAGAUGAACACGUCUCUGUUGGGCAGUAUUGGGAUGUUGAAUUCUGCUCCUCAGCUCCGCUGUAUCAAAACGUAUCAGGUUCCUCCGGUCCAGCCCGCGUCGCCCGGAUCUCAGAACGCCCUUAAACUCGCCCGGCUGAUCUGGACCUCAAACCGCAACGUCAUCCUCAUGGCUCACGAUGGCAAGGAGCAUCGCUUCAUGGUGUAAGGAGUCACAGGUUUGAAUCCUUCAGCUUCAUAGCAGUUUCACAGUCAAUCCAGGGCAACGGUACCACGUUUACAUCCGACGGUGUAACUUUUCAUUCCUGUUUUAUUUUAUUUAUGCUCAUGAGACUGAAGUUCACGAACAGAUUGAACCCUGUUCAUCCUGCUUGAAGGUCAGACAGAUGCGACGGAGCCGAUAUCACGUGAAUGUUUUCCAUUUUUUAUUUCUUCUGUGUCUCAGAAUUCUUUCACCUUCAACUCACUUUUGUGUUAAACACACGGAAACACUCCUCACGGUCGACACUGAGAAAUAAUGUUAUUUAACACAGAAUCUACGUCCACACCGGACGACUAGAGUCAUAUCAUGCUGUCGUAUCAUAGAAGUGAACUUUUCCUUUAGCGUGUUGUGUAGUUGUGAAAUGUUUCGGUGUGUGUUUGUGUUUGUUGUGGGUUAGUUGGAUCUCAUAAGCACUGGAAUAUUUACAGCUUUGUUCACAGUGAAAAACACAAGCACUGCACGCCGCCAUCUGCUGUCAAUCACACUAUAAUGUACUGAACAGAGUUCUGUGAUUUUACAAUAAAAGUCAAGUUUAUUAGAAUCUCACACACAAAUUGGUCCUCCUAAAAAUACCUUUUGUAUAAAGGGAAAUAAAUCGUAUUGUAGUUACAAGAAUAAAUAUCAUUCAGUAUGGAAAUAUUGAUUUUUAAAACAUGUUAUUUAUUAAAUUAAAUCAAUUUAAAUCAAUACUGUAAAUAAUACCAGGAUCAGUCAUUUUUGUACAAUGUCAGUUUAUGCAUCUUUUUUCUUGAGUUACAGUAAUGAAAAUGAUUUUGUUUUUUCAAAGAUGAUCUUGAAUUUCUUACUUAGUUCAGACCAGUCCACACUUCACACGGCCAGAGAGAGAAAACUGUUUGCCCUCAAUGCUUCUGUCACAGAAACAAUAUAUAUAUAGAUUGUCAUAACACGCAUAAAAUCUUACUGAGAUCUUAUUCUGAAAAUGUAAAAGAAUCAAGAGAGAGAAAGAGAGUCUGAAUGUUGAGUCUCUCUAAUCUGUCGUAUUUGUGUUUGUGUGUCUGUGUUCGUUUCCUAUGAUGUGGUUUUUAUGCGUGUGGAAAAGUCCUUGAAUGUUUUGGAACGGACAGAAAAACUGGAAUCAUAGCGUGAUUGAUUUUCUCCUGCAUAUAUUAACGGCUUCGUCUGUUCUCUCUGCUGUAAAAAUGAAAUAUUCAGGCUUUCCUGCUGCGAUCGGUUUCAGCGUGGCUCGAUGUCUACAUGGAAAUACAUCCAAAUGCUUUAUCUGUAGAUGUGAGAAGUGUGUAUAUUUAGAUCAGUGUGUAUAUCAGAUUGUGCUUUAAUGCUCUUUAUGGAUUAUUAUUGUUGUGUCAUUGUGUUGAAUAAACAUUUACCAUGACAACC